Molecule: messenger RNA, 2850 nt
Organism: Paramisgurnus dabryanus
Lineage: Eukaryota; Metazoa; Chordata; Actinopteri; Cypriniformes; Cobitidae
Product: lysosomal proton-coupled steroid conjugate and bile acid symporter SLC46A3
Biological process (GO): vacuolar transmembrane transport
Cellular component (GO): lysosomal membrane
Molecular function (GO): transmembrane transporter activity
Source: RefSeq, a predicted model, not a curated record
UUAAAAUCAACUGACCAAUCAGGUAAUAACAGCCAGAAACCCAUCGUUUCAUAAGUGGUUGCGAUCAGACAUGGUUUCAUAAACAAGAUAGGGAACAAUGUCGUUACUCCAGUAUUGUUUAAUAAAGGUCUGACCGCAGAAGAGACAAAGUUUAUGCCUGCUGGAAUUAAGAACAAAACUUUUCAGCCAACAUCCUCGACAAAAUGAAGAGACUGUACUUUGUCGAGCCGAUCGUCGGGGUUUACGCGUUUGCCAGUUUUAUGCUUUAUCCUCUGGUGCAGCAGUACGUGUAUCGCAGACUGUGGCUGGAAAUCACAAACUCAUCAUAUCCCGCGUCCGACGACAUCACUUCCCCGUGCGCCGCCAACAGCAGCAACAACACUGGCCAGCAAGAGAAGGUGCAGAAAGCAGCUUCACUGUUUUCCACGUACAGCGAGUUGUUUUCCCUGAUCCCUAGUCUUGUGGUGACCCUCCUUCUGGUGGCCUACAGCGAUCAACGCGGGCGUAAGAUCACCAUUAUCAUGCCACUCAUCGGAUCCCUGAUCUACUCGGUUUCCUUCCUAACUGUGUCCUUCUUCGAGCUCAACGUCUACCUCCUCAUUGCUGCCAAUUUCGCAAGUUCCCUCUUCGGUGGCAUCGGAACCAUGCUAGGUGGCUGCUUCUCCUAUGUGGCCGAUCUGUGCGACAACAGCAAGCAGAAAACUCUUCGUAUGGCCGUGAUCGACAUGGUGAUCGGCAUUAUGGCAGGCAUAGCGGCAAUCUCCACGGGCUACUUUUUGAUAGCGGCUGGAUUUAACUGGCCUUUCUUUACAUCUGCAAUGUUACAGUUGCUAAACUUGCUAUAUGCCAUCUUUUUUCUGGAAGAAACAAAGGUGGUUGAUAGGUCAGAGACUGUGGCGUGUUGCCAGGCUCUGCAGAAACUCGCAUCUGGGAUCGUUAACCUGUUUGCGGGAGGAAACAGGAAAACAAGUUGGAUGCUAGUAUUAAUGAUGAUUAUGUUUUUCUCAUUUUCGUUCUCUAAUACCGGGGGUCUGUCUGUGAUCACACUUUAUGAACUCAAUAAGCCGCUUUGCUGGAGUGAGAUCCUUAUUGGCUAUGGCUCCGCGGCCUCCACCGCCGUGUUUAUCACUAGCUUUGUUGGUGUGUAUAUGUUCUCGCGUUGUCUGUCUAACAUAACCAUCAUCUAUAUUGGGAUAUUGUCGGUGGUUAUAGGCCUGGUGAUGACUGCGUUCGCAAAGACUACACUCAUGAUGUUUCUGGUUAGGAUUCCUUCGAUGUUUGCCAUCAUGCCGUUUCCCGUUCUGCGUUCGAUGAUGUCAAAGGUCGUUUCAAAGUCCGAGCAGGGUGCGCUCUUUGCCUGUGUGGCUUUUAUUGAAAACCUGACCAGCACUGUGGCAUCCGCAUCUUUUAGCAGCAUCUAUGCGGCCACUGUGAUGUGGUAUCCUGGCUUUGUAUUCCUGUUGGGAGCUGGACUUUGCAUCAUUCCUAUUAGUUUAUUGUGCAUCCUGAAGCGUUUCUAUCCAGCAAAUUACAAUGAUCCUGAAGAACUCUUAUCAGAAAAUGGGACAGAGACGUCAGAUGAUGCUCCUGUAGCUUAAAACCCAAUCACAUUGUGUUUACAGAGACUCUUGAAUAAGUAAGAUUUGUCUCAUGCCGCAUGUGGGUAUGAGAUGAAUUUCGUGUUUGUGGGUACAAUAUGUAGUUACUGCCAGUGAAGUUUGAAGUUUGUGAGUUUUUGCCAGAAUGCAAAAAAAAUAUUACAGAAGGACUACUAAGGGAUUACAAAUGUAUAUUUCUAAUGAAAAAAAAAAGUUUAAGAAAGGAAAUAAUAUUUAGCAAUAAUAAUUUGUGCAAAAACUACACCCUCAGAAAUAAAGGUUCAAAACUGUAUCUUUUCUGUCACUGGGGCUGUACCCUUUCAAAAAGUACAGCUUUGCACCUAAGGAUUUCCUUUUAGUACCUCAGAGGUAAAUACUGGGACCAAAGAGAGCUUAUUAGUACCUCAAAAAUACAUAUUAAUAUUUCAAAGGUACAUAUUGGUACUAAAUAUUUACAUAUCUGUACCUAAUGGUCCAUACAAUUACCUUCUUAAAGGGUGCUGCCCCACUGACAGCUAGGGUACUUAUUUAGACUUUUUUCUAACAAUGUAGGUCCUAAAGGUAUGGUAAUCCACCCAAAAUUGUAUCCUGUUUUUUAUUCCUGCAAAGGUACCAAACGAAAACUUAGGGUACAGCCCCAGUGAUGGAAAAGGUACAGUUUUGUACCUUUAUUUCUAAAAGUGUACAUUCUUAUUUGUUACAGUGCUUGCAAGGCAGAAAAGAAGUGCAUUAAAGUUUUAGGUAACUUAUAUUUCAAAUUUGUAAUGUAAGCACUUUCGAGGUCCCGGACAGGGUUUAGAUUAUUCCAGGACCAGGCCAGUUUUUACAAACAUGGCUUACAAAAAAACAAUACUGGUGUGUAUCUCGAGACAAAACAAUGGCAUGAUAUAUGUUAAGAUAAAUCUAUGAUAUAUAUAUGAUUAUAUUAUAUAUUUUAGGAUAUGUUAAAACAUGUCAAUGCAAGAUGUUUUUAAAUUAAAACAGCCCAAACAUGCAUUUUAGCCUGGGACUAGAAUAAGCCUUGUUCGGGAUACUGCCCCAAAGAUAUUUAAGUAUUUAAAUAAUGUUACAUUACAUUAUUUCAUUGAGCAGACUUUUUUUAUCUAAAUAACUUACCAAAGAGCAAGCUUUUAAUUUUUUUUCUAAUAAUAAUAGUUUUAAGAUUUUCAGACUUAAACUUCCUAUUUUGUACAAGUUUUUGUAGAAUUACCAACAAGAAUUUGAAGAACAAGAAUAAAUGUUACUAUAUGUG